Molecule: messenger RNA, 3541 nt
Organism: Anopheles coustani
Lineage: Eukaryota; Metazoa; Arthropoda; Insecta; Diptera; Culicidae
Gene: MBD-R2
Exons: 2
Coding region: 78-3380 (1100 amino acids)
Biological process (GO): regulation of transcription by RNA polymerase II
Cellular component (GO): NSL complex
Molecular function (GO): DNA binding
Source: RefSeq, a predicted model, not a curated record
AGUUAAAAUUCUUUAUUAAAGUGAUUUAUUUCUCCAGUGUGUGUAGUUGCUUUCCUGGGUCUAUCGAUACCCUCAUCAUGGGGAUUCGCAAAUGCAUCGUUCCCCAGUGUCCGUCGAAUACUGCUCGCCCGGAGGACCGCGGAGUUACCUUCCACAAAAUCCCUUUUAACGACGAAUGGAAACGCCAGUGGAUCACCGCCUGCCACCUGCCGGAAAAUUACAAUGCUACGAAAACGACCAACGUGUGCAGCCGCCACUUCCGGAAGGCAGAUUUCCAGGAGUUCAAGGGAAAAAAGUACGUGCUCAAGUUUGGCGUCGUUCCGACCGUGUUCGCCUGGACCAUUGCUCCGGGAUCCGCCGGAUCGAAGGCAACAAAAGCGUUGGUGAAGAGUGAACCGAAGGAAGGCGAAGAGGAAGAGGAAUUUGAGCACGAAGUCGGUGACAAGGAUGACGACACUAUGCCGGUCGAUGGCGUAAAGAUCAAGCAGGAGAAAACGGACUCCCCGGCACGGAGCAGCGCGAAGGCGACUUCAAAGUCUCCAGCAAAACGGGCUAGUAGUGCCGGCAAGCAGUCAGCAAGGACUCCCUCGAAGCAGGCUCGCUUGGAAUCGUCGACUCCGUCCGGGUCGAAAAAGCAAACACCGAAACGAGGGUCCUCCACACCGAAAAGUACUCCCACCAGCGAUACCGUUGCAGAUGGGGCCAACACUAGCCCGGCUGAGAAAGGGUCGAUCGAUUUCACACCGGGAGCGAAAAUUGAGGCACAAGAUUUCAGCGGCCGCUGGCAUCCGGCCAGCCUGCUCGAGGUGGACACGGAGGAGCGCGAAGUGUUGGUCCAGUUCGACAAGGCGGAAAAAGCGAAAACAAACGAAGAGUGGAUCCCGAUGGACAGCGUUCGCUUGCGGCCACAGCAGAGCAGUAACUUUGCGAUCGGCGAGAAGGUGUUUGCCCGGUGGAGCGAUUCACGCAAGUUUAAGGCCACCAUCAAGAGCGUGCUGGAGAACGACAUGUACGAGGUGCUGUUCGACGAUGGGUUUGCCAAAAUUUGCAAGUCGACGCAUAUCAGUCGUCUGAAGCGAACGGAAGAGCCCAUAUUAAAGCCGACGACGGAGGCGGAACAAGCCGCGCCACGUACCGCGGAUGAACAGCAGCAGCAGCAACACCAGCAGGGUGGUAUGUCCGUGGAGGUGAAAACGGAACAACCUGAGCAGGGCGAUGCGAAGGAUGCUCCGGUGCCACUGGUUUCCCUCAGCCAGCUGUGCAUUCCUCAGGUGGUGAAGUUGAGCGACCUGCCGGAGAUUCCAAAGGACGGUGAAUGGUGCUGCCAUUGGAUGAACGACUACCCGGUAGGGGAGGAGUCCGAGCUGGAUCUACCGGGGGGUCGCGUGUACACGGUGGUCGUUCCCGACUGGCGCCUACCGGAGGGUUGGGUGAAGCAUAUCUUCCAGCGCGUUACGGCAUACGGCAAGAUGGACACCGUGCUGGUCACUCCCUCGGGCAAAAUGCUCCGUUCAAAGAAGGAAACUAAACUGUACAUGGAAGAACUGGGCGAACCGUACGACGAAAGCACGUACGACUUUGGGUUGCACAGGAAGCGGGCCAAAGAUUUGGGCUUCUGCCACUACACGCAGGAGUACAAGGACAGUUUUCUCCCAAAGCCCGCCGCCGAACCGGUGCUGCUCAACACGGAGGUAAACAUUGGCUCGGUAAAGGUGAAGAUCAUCGAUAAUCUUUUCCAGUGCCCGGAGGAGGACUGUCUGAAGACGUUCCGGAAGGAAAACCAUCUGCAGAUUCACAUCAAACACUACCACAAGGAGCUAGCGAAGGGCUUGGGAGAGAUUCCGAACAUGCAGGAUUUGGCGGCGCUGCGUAAUCCGCUCGAUCUGCUCGACGCACAUCCCACGAAAUCGGCUGCCCGCAAGUCGAACGUUGGAUCGGCGACGAAGGCAAGGGAGGAGAAGAUGACGAGUAUCAAAGUAGAACCUGGCGAGGAAACCCUGGAAUCGGUGGACAACAGAGUCGAAGGACAGGACGUAAAGACUCCGGCGGAGAUGAAGCAGGAACAGGGAAGUCAAGCCGUAACAGCGAAAAUGGAAGAGGAUUCCACUGGGCUUAAACCGGAACCAUCGAUGGUAGAACAAACAGCAUCGAUGGUUGAAAUCAGCACUCCCGUGGCAACCCCGGGAAGCAGUGGUACUACCACAAAGCAGUCGAGAUCGCAAAGCAAGAUCACCAAGAUUAAGCUCUUUUCACAGAAAAAGCCAAAGGGUGGCCUAAACAAAGUACGGCGUGGAUUUGUGACAAAGGGUGGCAGCUCAGCCAAAAAGGUGAAGCGCGUAAAAGCAUCUUCCCAGCGAGCGCUGGCCAACCGGUCCGCUCCGGUGCUCGGUGCGAACGAUUCGUUCGUGGGAGAACGACCGUUUGCCGGGUUUAGUGGCGCAGAUUUUGGACACGAAACGAGCGCAAGUUUCUACGAUGAAUCGAUCAAUGCGAGCGUCACCGGCGGUGGCUCAGGGCUGGUGGACGAAAACGGCGAGCUGAUCAAGAUUGUGCGGAUGCGCAAGGAGGAGAUCAUCAACUGUCUGUGCAAGAUAACGGAAGAGGACGGUCUGAUGGUGCAGUGCGAGAUGUGCCUCUGCUGGCAGCAUGCCUACUGUCAGGACAUUCGCAGCAGCAGCGAGGUACCGGACACGUACGUGUGCAGCAUAUGCCGGUACCCGUACCGGGGUCGCCCGUCGAAGCGGUACGCACACGAUCAGGAUUGGCUGUACGAGGGUAAGCUACCGGUGGCCAAGUAUCACUCGGGCAACUCGAAGCACCCGCAGCGGUUCGAUAUACUGAAAAACUGCCACACGCUAACGGGAAACCUGCUCGAGCUGAAGCGGUUCAUGCACAGUCUGCAGGUGAAGAUCAACAUUGCGGAGAACAAGGAUCACCCGAAAAUGUACCUGUGGUCGAAAAAGUGGGAAAAGAGUCCACCGCGCAGUGGAACAAACGACCCAUCGGUGUCUGUAGCUGGUGGAACGCAACUAACGGCCGGUGGAGACACAUCGCAACAGCCACAGCAGAUGCCACAGAUUCCAGUGCCGGAAGCACCGAUCGAUCCAGCCGAGUGUCAAGCGAUCCUGCUGGAUCACAUUCAAAAGCAGCAGAACGAUGCGAUGGGCAGAUUGCAGGCGAUUGAAGCGCAAAUAAUAGGUUUAGAGGCGUACGAUGAAAAGGCAGACCUGCUGGAAUCACCUACCGCGAAGAACUACCCGAAGACCAAACAGACCAUUCAUAUGCUGUUGAACGAUUUGUUGAAGAUGAAAAAAAUUGGAGCGAUCCAUUCGGAUUUUAAUACCCUGGCGCAGUUGGAGCAGAAGCUGCCGUUGCAGUGAGCGAAAAAUGGAAUGUCAUGAAAAGCGAUUCUUUUAACUUUUAAUCCCCCAAACAAUUUAUUAAACAUGCAGUUUACAUUUUGUUACUAUUAGAGAGUGCAAGUAGUAUAGAAAGUUGUAAAGUGGCAAGCUCAGGGUUAAUGAAAUAAACAUUACCUAAA